GGAGAGCGCGGUGGGGCCCGGCGCCGGCUGGGAGCCCCGGGAUCCCGACGCCCCGCUUCUUUAGGUCGCCGGCGGUUGUGUCGCCCGCUGACGGCAUGGCCCUGAGCAGGAUCUCCGUGCGGCUGCUGAGCCGCCGGCCCGGCCUCCGCGUCCUGCGCGCGUGGGGCUCGGCGCCGGCGCCCACCGAGAAGGGCGGGAAGAGCCAGAGCCAAGCGGCCAAAUCUUCUGGCCCCCAGUUCGACUGGCGGGAUCCGCUGGUGCUGGAGGAGCAGCUGACAGCAGAUGAGAUCCUCAUCCGGGACACCUUCCGCAACUACUGCCAGGAGCAACUCAUGCCUCGAAUCCUGCUGGCCAACCGCAAUGAAGUUUUUCAUCGAGAGAUUGUCUCUGAGAUGGGGGAGCUGGGCGUGCUGGGACCCACCAUCAAAGGCUAUGGCUGUGCUGGGGUCUCAUCGGUAGCCUAUGGGCUCCUGACCCGAGAGCUAGAGCGGGUGGACAGCGGCUACAGGUCCAUGAUGAGUGUCCAGUCCUCCCUCGUCAUGCACCCCAUCUACGUCUAUGGCAGUGAGGAGCAGCGACAAAAGUACCUGCCCCGGCUGGCCAAGGGGGAGAUUCUAGGCUGCUUUGGUCUCACAGAACCCAACCAUGGGAGUGACCCCGGUGGCAUGGAGACCAGAGCUCGCCAUAACCCAUCGAGCAAAAGCUAUACUCUCAAUGGGACAAAGACAUGGAUCACCAAUGCACCUGUGGCUGACCUGUCCAUAGUAUGGGCUCGUUGUGAUGAUGACCGCAUCCGGGGCUUUCUGCUGGAGAAGGGCAUGCGUGGUCUGGCAGCCCCCAAGAUCGAGGGCAAGUUCUCCCUGCGGGCCUCGGCCACUGGGAUGAUCAUCAUGGAUGGCGUGGAGGUGCCCGAGGAAAACGUGCUGCCCAAUGUGUCCGGCCUGGCAGGACCGUUUGGCUGCCUCAACAAUGCUCGGUUUGGUAUCACAUGGGGUGUGCUGGGAGCUGCAGAGUUCUGUCUGCACACUGCCCGCCGGUACACCCUAGAUAGGAUGCAGUUUGGCGUCCCCUUGGCCAGGAACCAGCUGGUGCAGAAGAAGCUGGCGGACAUGCUCACUGAGAUCACGCUGGGCCUCCAUGCCUGCCUGCAGCUUGGCCGCUUGAAAGACCAAAACAAGGCCACCCCGGAAAUGAUCUCCCUGCUCAAGAGGAAUAACUGUGGGAAGGCCCUGGACAUCGCCCGCCAGGCCCGAGACAUACUGGGGGGGAAUGGGAUUUGUGAUGAGUAUCACGUGAUCCGACACGCCAUGAACCUGGAGGCUGUGAACACCUAUGAAGGUACACACGAUAUCCACGCGCUCAUCCUCGGCAGAGCAAUCACGGGAAUUCAGGCAUUCACGGUUGGCAAGUAAAUUCACUUCAGAGUGCCUGGAUGUUCCAAAGCCCCUUCCUGAAGAGACCCUGGCGGGAGCCUGGGCCCCCUGUGCUCUAAGUUUAAUUAGGAAUAUGGCAGAUAGACCUGAUUGUAUGGUGAGAAGGGAGAGAACGAUAU
Molecule: messenger RNA, 1552 nt
Organism: Dipodomys spectabilis (banner-tailed kangaroo rat)
Lineage: Eukaryota; Metazoa; Chordata; Mammalia; Rodentia; Heteromyidae
Gene: Gcdh
Product: glutaryl-CoA dehydrogenase
Exons: 11
Coding region: 96-1412 (438 amino acids)
Biological process (GO): fatty acid beta-oxidation using acyl-CoA dehydrogenase; fatty-acyl-CoA biosynthetic process
Cellular component (GO): mitochondrial inner membrane
Molecular function (GO): glutaryl-CoA dehydrogenase activity; flavin adenine dinucleotide binding; fatty-acyl-CoA binding
Source: RefSeq, a predicted model, not a curated record